UCUAAAUGCAGAACAUCAGUGCGUUGACUGUUGUGUAAUUAUGUAACAGACUCUCUCAGGGUUUGGGUGGACACACAACUAGAAGCCCAUUUUUAGUUUGUAAAACAAACCCAGAGUUUUUCUGGAGCUUUGAAGGAAACUCCUCCUCUAACCAAGACUGCAUUCCUCCCUGGACCGUUUUCCCCAAACGUGGGAGACUGUGGAGAGAGAGAGAGAGAAAGAGAGAGAGAGUGUGUGUGUGUGUGUGUGUGUGUGUGUGUGUGUGUGUGUGUGUGUGUGUGUGUGUGUGUGUGUGUGUGUGUGUGUGAGAAGACACGGAGGAACACCACAGCCCUUUCAGACCAAAAAAAGAUCUGUUGGUACGACUACACAAGGAUCCACUAAAAUGGCUUUUCUGUUGAUGUGUGUGACCGUUCUGCAUUUGGUCACCCUAGCCAUGCUUUUCAUUGCCACCAUGGAGAAGUCCUGGUGGUCUUGGGGAGACACAGAGAACACAGAUCUCUGGUAUAAGUGCAUCUAUGAAAACGCCACAGGACCCUGGUUAUGUGCUUCUGCCAAAGACAGCGAAUGGCUGCAGUCAGUCCAGGCCUUCAUGAUCUUGUCUGUGGUGCUCUCUUCAAUCUCCUUCAUGGUGUUCCUCGGACAGCUCUUCACCAUGUCCAGAGGAGGUCUUUUCUUCUUCACUGGCUUUUGCCAACUAUUUGCAGGUUUUGCGGCGUUUGGAGCUGUUCUCAUCUACACCUUUCAAAGGAGUGCGAUUCUUCAAGAUUCUCGUGAACUGGAAAAAGGUCAUUUCGGCUACUGUUACAUUCUAGCGUGGGUGUGUGUGCCUCUUUUACUUAUCAGUGGCGCACUUUAUGUGCAUCUGCGCAAACAGGCCUGAUUUUCUGCUUAACACCAACUGAAUCGCCAGUUUAUGAUAUUGCCUAUUGUUAUUUAUUAUAAUAACAUUACUUUUCAGGCCCAAACUUUUUUUUUUUUUUUUUUUUUAUUUUUUUUUUUUUUUUGCAACAAAACUUGCUGUAUUUCCCAUAAUGGGGAAACUGCUGCUUUAAGUUUGAUACUGACGAUCAAGUGGGAUUGAAAACUUAUUUUUGAAAGGAAAAUUCAAAUGUUCUAAAUAAUUUAGCAUUACAUCACUUGCUCAGCAACGGAUCCUCUGCAGUGAAUGGGUGCCGUCAAAAUGAGAGUCCAAACAGCUGAUAAAAACAUUAAAAUAAUACACGUGUGUUUUUAGUUAAAUACAUCAUUAAGGUGUUAAAAAUCCUAGCUAAAAUACGACUCCUAUCCAUAAUAUUUACUUCUCCAGUGAAACAGUCGUCUAGUCUGAAUCAGGAGAGAGAUAUGCACACCGUUUACAAGCAGUCCAAAAUGGUUCUAAACAAAUAUUGCAGUAGAUUUUGAUUUGAGAGUACAACAGGAGAUGGACUGUUUCACUGGAGGAAGCAUUGUUAUGAAUUAUGAACUGAUAUUUUGUCCAGAAGCGGCAGUUUAAAAUGAAAAGGCCUCAAAAAUGGAUUUGUUUUUGGAAAAUGUGCAUCUUUUCCCUUCACAAGAUGUUAAUGACGUACUGGAUGGCUUUUGGAUUACUGUGGUGUUUUUAUCAGCUGUUUGGACUCUCAUUCUGACGGCACCCAUUCACUGCAGAGGAUCCAUUGGUGAGCAAAAGAUAUAAUGCUACACUUCUCCAAAUCUGUUCUGAUGAAGAAACAAAUGCUCAGCUAAUUUUCAUUGUUGGGUGAACUGUUACUUUAAAUAAUGCUUUAAGGAAACUGGAGUGUAAAAAACACAGAAAUCUUUCUUUCGAAUCAAACUGUCAGAAUUCCCAAAACUGGAAACUUUAAACCUUUCUUAUUUUCCAAUCCUAAAUAUGUGCAUUUGUAUUAUUAUGUUUUAAUGUAUGCAAACUUUAUAAAUAAAAUAUUUCUUAACAAUGACAACAGUAUGAUGUUUCUGGUUAGAGUAAACCUUCAGUGCAACAAUGAAAAAACAGAAAAAGAACAGUCGUUCCACAAAAAUGCUGUAGGAUCGACAAGUGUCCACUAGAAAAUGUUUGAUAUCGAGUGAGUCAUGGUGCUCUUUAAGUGGUUUACAUAGUAAUGAGAUUCAAUAAGUAAAAAUAGUUGUUAUUUUGUACCAAUCUGCUAAUUGAAAUACUUAAUAAUGUUCUAACAAAUCUGUAUCACUGUGUUUAGUUGACUUAUCAGCGUGACAAUAGACCAUCAUACUACACAUUCUUUGCUUUGAAAAGCACUGUUGAUUCUGUCUAGGCACAAAAUAAACAUGCCACCACACAUAGAUGUGGCGAUUAAAGAGGAAUGUGUGCAUUAAUUGCACGAGUUGCAUGCAUUCCAGGAACUUGCUCAUGCAAAACCCAAAG
Carassius gibelio (silver crucian carp) is the source of this 2380-nucleotide messenger RNA. RefSeq names its product epithelial membrane protein 3-like. The record is from RefSeq and is a predicted model, not a curated record. The coding region runs from base 386 to 883 and encodes 165 amino acids. Lineage: Eukaryota; Metazoa; Chordata; Actinopteri; Cypriniformes; Cyprinidae. The transcript has 5 exons. Gene Ontology annotation, cellular component: plasma membrane.